Messenger RNA from Paraglomus brasilianum, 2253 nucleotides. Lineage: Eukaryota; Fungi; Glomeromycota; Glomeromycetes; Paraglomerales; Paraglomeraceae. The record is from the annotation of a GenBank genome assembly.
AUGUUUACUCACAAAGCCAUUUUCACAAAUUCUAUCGUGGACGUCCCUUCUUCUGCUUCUACAACCUACUCAGUCCCAACUUGUGCCUCUAAAUCGUACGUUCAAGAGGACCAUAACUAUAACAAAAAACAAAAGAUUUCUGAAAACGCGUCUGCUGCCUCGCGUUCCUCCAAGUCUGCCAGGAAGAAUGCCGCUGGUACAAAAUUUUCUGUAUCAAACAAUAAGAAAACCCAAGCAAAUGGCAUGCUUGCUCCAAUAUUAUCGAGUGCAGCGAACGCGACUAUAUUCAGCUAUUUCGGUAAAAAGGAAGAACGAAACACGAAAGGAAGAGAGGAUAUGUGCGCCGACGCGAACGGUAUCGAAGAAAAAUGCGUAAUGGGCGCUAUGGAGAAUACUACACAUGACGUUCAUACGUCUAAAGAAUACAAUCAAAUGGGUUCUAUAUUAAUAGUCGACAGCGAUUAUGACAUCAUUAACGUUGAUGGCUUUCUUGACAAUACUGGCACUGUUGGUAAUAUGGCACACGAAGGCAAUGACAAUUUGAUGUCCGAGAGAAUUCUCAGACAUGAUGGUACAAAUGACAACAUAGAAACCAGUAUCAUCUAUCUGUCUGACGACGACUAUAAAAGCGAUAUGCUUUCCGACAGCAUUGGCGAGGAUGUGGAUCAAUUGCAUCCUUUAUUCAAACCGCGUUUAACUAGACUCUCAUCUAAUACGAAACAAUCUCAUAUGACGCAAUGCAUCCACGAGUCAACUGCCGCAACCGAUACGUUAUCCGAUCCGUCUUUCUUAUUUUCAUCUUUUUUCUCAGUCAAUACUCCCUUCACCUCAAAUCAACCCGGUACAGUUCUCACAACCAACGAAAACGUAUCAGCUUCGUUAAUCGCAAAACUUGAAAGCGAGCAUUUUUUUGCAUCUGGUUCAGCGCCGAUCAAACAGAAAAGUGAACACGACAAGCGAAAAGGAUGGGUAAAAGGCAGCAAAAAGCGUUGUCCUUGGUAUAAAAUGUUACCAGCGUUGGAUGACAACGAAACAGAUACGACAAUUACCGUAGACGCAUUUAAAUAUGGGCAGAUUCCGCACUGUACUGCUUAUUUUCUCAGCCAUUUCCACUCUGAUCAUUACGGAGGUCUUUCCUCGACUUGGACUCAUGGACCAAUCUACUGUUCAACGGUGACUGGAAAUCUCGUAAUUCAAAAUCUCCGCGUAAAGCCGGAAUAUGUCCACAAACUCCCAAUGGAUACGGAAAUUCCAAUCGAAUCCGAACGCGUUACUAUAAAAAUAAUAAAACUGUUCGACGGUACUUGCACACUGGCGAUUUCCGGGCAUGUCCAAAGCAAGUCCUUCAUUCGGCCAUUGCAAACCUCUCAGGAACAAGUGGUGAAAGCUGUAGUAUCUUUGAUAGGCAAAGCAAUCAAAGGAGGUGGGUUGGCACCGGUGAGUAAGGAUAAUGUGAGUAAAAAGAAGAUGGUAAGAGAUCCGUCCCAGAUGGCUCUGGAUAAUUGGCUAAAACUGGCGAAUGGUAAGAAAAUUAUUAAAGAGGAGAAACAAGUAAUCGAAAAGAAGAACAUUCAUGAUAUAAACGGAAUGAGCGCGCAGAAAGAUAAAAAGGAUUAUGCAAAUGGGAUUGCAUUAUCUGAGAGUAAGUUGCUGGUUGUCGUGGGGACAUAUCUCAUUGGAAAGGAAAAGAUAUUUAUUGGUAUUGCUAAAGCUCUUGGUUCCAAGAUAUACGUGUCAGCAGAGAAACGGCGCCUUCUCGCAUGCCAGGAGAAUAAAGAGCUUGACUGUCUAUUAACAAACGAUCCUUGUGAAGCAUGUGUUCACGUUGCCUCAAUGGCUAGCAUCAGACAAGACCUCCUGGUGCAAUAUUUAGACAGUCUUCGACCUCGAUUCUCUACAGUUAUAGGGAUCCGUCCAACGGGAUGGACAUAUAAACCAACGGUUGAACAACCAUUCCAUACAACCGAGGUUCUAUUAAACACUCCCCCCAUUUACUCGGAUGCUAGUAUAAAACCGACUUAUACAUCUUCAGUAUGUCAAAUAUUUGGCGUUCCGUAUUCAGAACACUCGAGUUUUCGUGAACUUGCUGCAUUCAUCAUGUCGUUGAAUGUGAAGCACAUUGUACCGACGGUUAAUAUUGGGACCGAGAAGAGUUGCAAAGCUAUGAAUUAUUGGUUGUGUAAAUGGCAAGAGACUAAGCAGAAAAAUGGAAAAGUUGUUGUUGUUCCAUAUCCUUUAUUAACCCAUUGGUAG